UUCAAGUGGUAAUGGAAAAUCAAAACGAUCGCAUAUAUAGUAGAAAUGAAAUUCGCGAUAGACAACGUAGAAAUGCGAAUGAGAAGUCUUCGGAUGAAAGUACUGAUUCUAGUUCAGAGCCUCAGACUAGCAAAAAAGUUAACUACUCCUACAAAAAAUAUUAUAAAAACAUAAAGAGGCCAUCGAAAAGAAAUAUCAAUUUUGAACCGUAUCUGGAGCACCGAAAAUCUAGAAAUUACCGAGAAUCGAGUCCCGAGGGCGAUGCACCUAUAUAUACCUUAAAUGCCCCGGAAGAACCAAAUGAUCCCGAACCGAAGUGCAAUCCUGCAGGACAUGGCAAAAAAUCAUCUUCCGAAUGUCAAGAUAAUAAAUUACUUUAUAUGAUCGCAGGGUAUGUUGUGGGCAUUUUAAUGGUACUAAUCUGGUAUUACAGAAAUCCCCAAAAAGCGCGCCGUGAUCUGAACGGAAGAUGGAUUUUCAUAGUUUUGUUCUUUCUAUUAUUGAUUAUAUUGGUUCAGAAACGUCCAGCCAGGUGCAUUGCAGCUUUAUGCUUUUUUAGCUUAGUUAGAUACCAGUUUCGGGCACUAAUUAUCGCCUUUGCUUUUUUGGUGGCUUGUUGCGGACCUGUAAAAACCACAAUCCACAACAUUUGCAUUAUGGCGAACUCUCUAUACUGCGGACAAAAUGUAUUAAUACAAGCGCUCAGUCCUAUGCAACGCAUUAUAAAUGAUCCUUCUCAUUCCGUGGAAGAAUCUUUUCAAGGAACAUUGGCUGCAGUUCGCAAGCUCGUAAAUAAAUUGGAUAAGCUUUUACUGAAUCUGGAGAAACCCAUAGCUUUAAUACAUGUAACUUACAGGACCUGCGGAGAUUGGCUAAUCUUGCAGAAGAAUCACUUUGACUACAGAAUGGGAUCGCCGUACAAUCGCUGUAUGAAAGCUGGAAACUUGAGCGUUGCUCAAUGCCAAAGUGAAUUCUAUAAGGAAACUAAAGAGUGCUGUAAUCUACAGCGGUUCGCUUGGUUCUGUGAAAGUCUUAGAGGCAUUAAAAGCUUCUUCGAUGACAACAUUCAGUGGUCACUACUAAUAAUAGAAGAAAUAUUUAAACGUUUGCAUAUAUGUUUUAUAAAAAUCCGUUAUGUCUUUAUAUCAACCAUUAGCUUUGAUCAUAAAUUGAAAUUGAAUUCCACAAGUUCACUGACAGCAUACACUGAUCAAAAAUAUGAACAGGAUUUUACACAACACUUGGAUUCCGAGAGAAACAAGUUAUUUUUUAUUUUUCUUUGGCUUGAUUUGAUUGUCUUUGUACUUCUGCUAACUUGUCUUUUACAAUCUGUUUACUUUUGGUUUCGUUUCUUGGGUAAUGGAAGCUAUGAAAACGUUUUUAUAACAAAAGAUUUUGAAAACUUAGAUGAACGACAUUAUCAAGAAAAUGGUUCUAGGGCCUUGCCCUUGAGCAGUUGUGAAGAGAAUCAAUAUGUUAUGAUUAACUCACUGCGACUUUUGCCCAAAGAGUAUAGUAAGAGGUAUCACUCUGGGAUGUUUUUAGUGAUUACUGGAAUUCAGUUAUUCUGUAUCUGCUUUGUGGACUACAGUCUUUAUAGUAUGCUUACUUUUAUGUCUUAUCAUGGACAUAUGACUGCUGGACUCCAACCUCCCGCUUACAAACAAGUUAUUAUUAAAGGCGGAGGUCAAAUCGGUGACCUUCUAAGGGAAUUCGUUCACGCCUUUGAGCCAAAGGCCUUUAAAACAAAUACUCAAAAGUGUCUGCCGAUCCCUGCAAAGCCAAAAUAUCUACGAUAUUUAUGGAUAUUUUUGCUAUAUUUGCUGGCCUGGUUCUUGGUCUUUUGGGAGCCAUACGGUCUCCGCCAAAGACACCGCAUUAUGGGUCAUUUUUAUCCAAAAGAAUCAAGGAGGAGAGUCUACGAGUUGCAUGAUACUAUACUUAAGGAUAGAAAAACUUUAUUUCAAACAAGAAUUAAGCAAGCUAGAUUAUUAAACGCUUUUGAAGAUAACAAAUUUAAAUUACCUUGGUUUAAUUCCAAUAAAAUUUGGCGUUUGUAUUGGGGCCGCAAUUCCCUAAUUGGCAGAUCUUGUACUGUUUGCAAUAAACCGCUAAAUAAAACUGAUCAUUAUCCCUGUGACUUGCCCAAUUGCAGGGGGAAUUUACUGUAACGUGUGCUCUCAGGAAUGCAACAACUUAUGUAUUUUAUGUAGUUCACGCUACGAUAGUGAUAUAUUGCAAGUUGGAGAGUCCUCCGACGAUCCCGACGCUGAUUACUGCAGGCCUGAUAAGAUUCGUAAGCAGGACAGGAAUAAGAAAUCUUAAUGAUUAUGUUUGGAAAUGUUUAAAAAAUAAUAUUUUUCAUAAGCCAAAAUAAA
This is a messenger RNA of Drosophila ficusphila, 2378 nucleotides long. RefSeq lists its product as uncharacterized. NCBI's taxonomy places the organism in Eukaryota, Metazoa, Arthropoda, Insecta, Diptera, Drosophilidae. The record is from RefSeq and is a predicted model, not a curated record. The transcript has 10 exons. Gene Ontology annotation, cellular component: membrane. The coding region runs from base 12 to 2171 and encodes 719 amino acids.